UGACCAUAUUGUAAUGUGUUCUUCACUUAUAACUUAUUAUAAGAAAUAUAUAUAAAUAGUAAACUAAUCGCAGAAACGUAACGUUUUUUAUAUCUAAAUAUACAACUUCAAUUCUACUACUCGUUAGCAGCUUAGCCACCGCGCUCCGCCGCAGCUAAACUGCCAUGGCCGGAAUUUCUAAUGGCGGUGCCAAUCGGAUACAUACUACUGAAGGCUUGAAGACGGUGACCGCCGCCGCCGGAUCCUCUAAUCGCAAGGGUGGAUGGAAAUCUGCCAUUUUCAUCAUAUUUGUGGAGAUGGCAGAGCGAUUCUCAUACUAUGGGAUCGCCGGAAACCUCAUCACGUACCUCACCACCGUUCUCGGCCAACCCACCGCCACCGCCGCCAGGAACGUGAACACUUUUCAAGGCGUUUCCGCCGUAUUCCCCAUUUUCGGGGCUUUUGUCGCCGAUUCCUAUGCUGGCCGGUUCAAGACUAUCGUCGUCUCUAACGUCGUCUAUAUUCUCGGACUCAUUCUGUUAGUGGUGGCAUCGACGCCGUCAUUCCGCCACCACGGGUGGCUAUUCUUCAUCGCACUUUACCUGAUAAGUGUCGGGGAAGGAGGGCACAAGCCGUGCGUGCAGGCGUUCGCAGCUGAUCAGUUUCCAGAGGAAUUUCCGGAGGAAAAGGAGGUAAAGAGUUCCUUCUUCAACUGGUGGUAUCUAGGAAUAGUCGUGGGGGCCACCCUUGCCGUCUUGGUGGUCAUUUACGUGGAAGACUACGUCGGAUGGACCGUCGGGUACGGCACUCUCACGGCGGCCACCGUCCUCGCGCUGGUGGUGUUCCUCGUCGGGAGUCGAACUUAUUGCAAAGAAUCUCCGGUCGGGAGCCCGUUCACUAAGGUGGCGCAGGUGGUGGUCGCUGCCGUCAGGAAGAGGGGUAUCUCCGAGGCGCGUGACGCUCACGGCAUUUAUGUAUAUCAUCCUGACGUCAGCAGCUUGGAUAACAAAGAGCGUAUCAAUCAUGCUUUGGCUCACACCGAUCAAUUUAGAUUCCUUGACAAGGCAACAAUCGUUGAUGAAAGAGACGCAUCAAGCGAGAAAAGGGAUCCCUGGAGGCUGUGCAGCGUGAGCCAGGCAGAGGAAGUGAAGCUCCUCCUCCGCCUCAUCCCCAUCUGGCUCUGCUGCCUCCCCUUCGCCGCCAGCAUAGCGCAGCUCGGCACUUACUUCACCAAGCAAGGCGCCACCCUCAACCGCUCCAUCGGCUCCUUCCACUUCCCGCCAGCGUCUUUCCAAGUCGUCACCUCCGUCACAAUCCUCGUCUCCGUCGCCAUCUACGACCGGAUCUUCCUCCCCGCAGUGCGAAGAAUCAGCGGCAAGCACUCAGGCAUCACGGUGCUCCAGAGGAUCGGCGUCGGCCUCUUCCUCUCCGCCGCCGCGAUGGCGGUUGCAGGCCUGGUGGAGACCAAGCGGCUUCGCUCGGCGGCGGAGAACGAUAUGCUGGAUUCGCCGAAAUCGACCCUCCCGAUGCAGAUCUGGUGGUUAGCCCCGCAGUACGUGAUGAUCGGACUGACCGACGUCUUCACCGUGAUCGGCCUGCAAGAGCUUUUCUACGACCAAAUGCCGGUGGAGAUGAGGAGCAUCGGGGCGGCGCUAUACAUCAGCGUCGUCGGGGUGGGGCACUUCAUGAGCGGCGCUUUGAUAACGAUCGUGCAAGGGAUAAGCGCGAGGUCCGGGAACGAGUGGUUGGUGGAUAACAUUAACCGGGCCCACGUUAACUACUUUUACUGGGUUCUCGCUGGGCUUGGAGCAAUUAAUUUGUGUUUUUUUGUAUUUGCUGCAAAGGCCUUCAUAUACAAGAAAAUAACGGAGCCCGUUGCUAUGGACAAAUCGGAAAAGGUUUGACCCUUUGACCGUUCGAGUUUCGUAUAUUAAGGUGGUACAUAUAUUAAUUAAUUAAUAUUUACUCUGUUUUAUACUCCGUAUUAAUUAAUUAGCUAAAAGUUACUUAUAAAUUACAUCUAUUUUAGUUACCCCGAUUUAAUCUACUCCAACAUUUAGGUGUAAAUAUAUCCUUGUAUUACUCUUAAUCUCUUAUCAUGUAUAUAUGGACUGCUAUUGGACUCAAAUGCUCUAAGAAAACCUUAACAAAAU
This is a messenger RNA of Cuscuta europaea, 2132 nucleotides long. NCBI's taxonomy places the organism in Eukaryota, Viridiplantae, Streptophyta, Magnoliopsida, Solanales, Convolvulaceae. The record is from the annotation of a GenBank genome assembly.